Messenger RNA from Theileria annulata, 4986 nucleotides. Its product is annotated as Phosphatidylinositol-4-phosphate 5-Kinase, putative. The transcript has 4 exons. The record is from RefSeq and is a predicted model, not a curated record. Bases 1 to 4986 code for a protein of 1661 amino acids. Gene Ontology annotation, molecular function: phosphatidylinositol kinase activity. Gene Ontology annotation, biological process: phosphatidylinositol metabolic process. NCBI's taxonomy places the organism in Eukaryota, Apicomplexa, Aconoidasida, Piroplasmida, Theileriidae.
AUGGAUUCCACAAAUUAUUUGAGAAUUAAUCUCAUUGAUGCCGGAAUUAAAUCAAAAUCUCUAAUGAGAAUUAAGAACGUUAAGUUGCUAAAGAGGCAUAACUUUUAUAUACUAAAUUUCAAGGAUAAAUUUAAAAAAUUACACAAAAAGGUUAUUAAAACAUAUAAAAUUAAUAUAUAUAAUAAUGAUGUAAAUAAUAAUACUGCUAUUAAAAAUAGUAAUGGUGAGUUUAUGAGUUUGCAUAAUGAAAGGAGCCUGAAAAAUAAAUUGGAUGUUUUUGAAGGUAUAAAAUGUGAGAAUAUAGUAAAGAUAAUAAAAAUAUAUUUGAAAAACUGUUUGCUUAAAGAUUGCAAAUUGGUUAAUGUUAGUAAAAAUUAUAUUGAAGAUAUAGUUGAUUUGGUAUUCAAUCCAUGUAUUAUAGCCAAAAGUGAACCGAUAUUGAAUAAGUUUAACGUUAAACGUAGAGAUAAAUUGUUUUUAUUUAAGGGAUUUUGUUUCUACGGACAUACUACACACUUUCCAAAUAACAUAUUAAAACAAAAUAAACAAUACUAUAAGGUGUUGUUAUUAAAAAAUUUUAUAUAUUUGGAAAAUGACAUAAGUUUAUCAGGAUAUGAGUCUAUUUCAAACUUGACAAAUUUAUUCAUGAAUAAUAAGUUGAACAAAUUGGCAGAAAAAAUAUGCGAUUGUGGAAUAAACAUUAUUAUAGCAGAAAAUUAUAUACCAUACCAUAUAUCGACAUUGCUAAGUGGAUAUAAAAUCAUUUGCAUAUCAAACGUAGGUAAUGUUAUGAUUAAUAAGCUGUCGUAUGCCCUAAAGUGUAAUGUAUUAGAUUCAAUAAUCAGCUCAACUUCUGAUUCUUGUGAAAGUUUGGACAAAAACUCAACUGGAAUUGUUUCGAAAAAUCAGGCAAACAUGCCAAUGGGAGAUUUAAGUAUAUAUAUGGGAAUAUGCGAAGAAUGUAAUAUUAUAGAGAAUAAGAAGAGUAUGGUGUGUAUUCGUUUUUUGGACUAUUUUAAAGGCUUCACAGUGCUGAUUUCAACGCGCUUGAUGAGUUCAGAAAUUCUAAAAACAGUCAAGGAGUUGAUUAAAAUCACAUUGAUUAGACUACAAACCAUUAUUGAAGAACUACAGUUCAUCAAUAAUCUUAACGGAACAGUUCCAGUUAAUAGAAAUUUGAUUAAUACAUUAGAGGAUAAUAGACAAGUUUGUGAAAAUUUUUCAGAUUAUCUACUUAACACUGUUACCGGUGAUGAGAAAAGUGUUAGUGUGAAUGAUGUGGAUAGUGAUAUAAUAUAUUACGGAAACAUGAGUAGUAGUAUUGGUAGCCUUAGGUGCAGUAAUGUUAGUAGUCUAGAAUAUAGGAAAAUAGUUAAAUUAACAUUGUACAAAUAUUACACAAAUAAUAAUCAAACGUGCAGUGGCCCGGAGCGAGUGAAUGUGUCCGUGGGUAACUUUGCUGAAGGUAAUUUUUUAGUGGAUUUUCUUAAAAAUCUACUAAAUUCCUUAAAAAUCAACAAAUGCCCAAACCUCAACUGCUCGGAGCCGUUUCUUAACCAUCAACUACAUUUCGAAACCUCAUACUCAAAUACACCUAACAUGAAAUUGACACUGACAUUUCAGCACACAACACACAAUUUCACUACAUUAGAUAACUUCACUGAAGAAGACCCUUAUAAUAAUGGACUCGACUCGGAAAUAAAUAUGGAUAUAUACUGCAUGAAGUGUAAUAGCAGUAAAAGAUAUAAAACAAGAAAUAUAACAUUUGGUAAAUUCAUACAGUUGUUGAUGCUAAAUAAGUUAUAUAAGUCGGAUUGCGGACAUUUGUUGUUUUGCGACCACAAGUUUAUUGUAUUAAUUGAACAUUUCACCAUAACUUUCCACUUAACUAAUGUAACUGUGUUUAACAUUUUACCGCAAUUUGAUACAAAGCUCUACAAUUCACAAAUGAAUACACUUAACCCUAUUCAAGUAGUUUGUGCUCGUAAUGAAGUACCCAAUGAUGAUGGUAUCGGUAUAUACUUCCCAGUAAAUAACAGUAUAACAAGCAUAAUACUGAGAAAUGAGUGUAACAAAAUAUAUCAUUGGCUAAAACGAAAUUAUAAAAAUUUGUUAAAUGUUGAUGUAAUUGAACAAAUUCCAUGUAUUUGUACUUUUUCACCUGGUAAAAGUAUAAAAAAAGAUGAUAGUAUUCCAAGAAGUCAAUGGCUAAAGGAAAUUAAAGGAUUAGAUUUCACAACCUUUUUGAUAAAAUAUGAAAAACACUCAUCACUAAAUAUAGAAUUAAACCCUAAAAUUCGUGAUAAAAUUAAACAAUCACUCAACAAAGGAGUAACCUUAUAUACCUGUGAAGAGUGCGGGAUGGAAUUAUAUAAUACAAUAAGUGAUAUAGAAAUCUUAAAUUGGAUAUACAUAAUAAUUGGGAUAACUAAAGAACUAAUGAGGAAGAUAGUGAAGGUAAAAAUCGGAGUAAACCAUGUGAAACAAUUUCUCAAUGAAUUUUACCAAUUUUAUGCAUCAUUAUGUGAAUUUGAGAACAAAUUCCUUAAUUUAUUCGUCCAAAUUUGCACACACAUGCUAUACGCCAAGUACCACUGCCCAAGAGAUCCAAUACAAGUUUUCACAAUCAUCAAAUCCUUCUACAUAACAUAUUAUAGAUUAUUUGAAGAAUUGUUGUAUAAUUAUAGAAAAAUCUCACAUAUUGACCACGUUUCUAAUUUUAAGCUUAAGGAAGAUGAAGAUGUUAUUAUACAGUAUGUAAGUGGUGAGAGUAAGAAAUAUGUUAAAAUAAAUCAAGGAACAAUUUAUGGUGUGAAUGAGCUGGAAGAAGAUAACUUAAGUGAUUUGGAGGAGUAUUUAGUGUUUUUAAGAGAAUUCGCAGUAUUGUCAGGGAUUCAAGAUUUGUCAAGUGAACCAAUUAAAAAAACAAUCUACGUUAAGUUGAUUAAUAAAAUUAAGUUAAACUCAGAUAUAGAAGGUGACCCAAUAGUGUGUUUAGAUUAUAAACCAAUAAUACAGCCGAAACGUGACAUUGCAUCGAUACUGUCUAAAGCACUUGUUAAAACAAUAAAUACUGAAAUUAAUCAUUAUUUUGCUAGUUACUUUACUGGAGUAGAGUCUGAAAAUGUAGUGAAUAAAGUAGGAUUGUGUGCAAAUUAUGUAAUGAUGAAUAGGAUUAAAAUGGAUGAAUUUAGUGGAAUAUUUGGUAUAAAUGAUUGUAAAUUCACUAAAAAUAAAUAUAAAUCAAAAUUAUUGAAGCUAAUAUUUGAUAUAAAUGAUACGGAUUUUAGUAAAUUGUGUGAUAGUACAGUGAAAAGUAUAGGAGAAUUGAUGAGUGGAGGUAAAAGAAGGAUUAAAAGACGAAAAACAAGUAAUAACAUACCAUAUUAUGGUAUACCAAUAAUAUAUACUAGUUUGAUAGAAACCUCUAAGGAAUCAAAAGAUAGUCCAGUUGAUUCAAUUUCAAAAGUCGAGCCAAAAUGUGUGAAUUAUUUUCUAUACGAAAUGUUUAACGAAUUAUAUAAUGUGUCAGAACUGAAAGUUAAUGUUAGACUUUUAUUAAAUAAGAGUUUAAAGUCCAUUUUUGAAGCCAUAAAAAACAAUUGUUUAUUAAAGUUUGAUGCUAAUUCAUUGGUAGCAUUCGGUGAAGUUGAUUCUAGCCAACACUUAGAACUAUACAAUAGUGAAGUAAUUAAAGAUUUGGUUAAAGUUAAUGUGGAUGAAGAAGUGAAUAGAGAGUUGGAAGCGAGUAUCGAGAAAGAAGUUAAUGUUGGACCUUAUAACGUGAUAAUCUAUUACAUGAACGAGUUCCGUAGAAUAAGACUUAAAUAUUGUGGAGAUGAAAUGAAUUUCAUCCGCUCACUGAGUAGGAGCACAAGAAUGUUCUCAAUUGGGAAGAGUGGAUCCCCUAUCUUCAUGACGCAUGACGGAAAAUUCACAAUAAAAUUGAUAAAUAAACACGAAAUAGGCUUGUUUAUAACUAGAGGGAGUGACUUUUUUUGGCAUUUUAACAAUAACAAGACCUUGAUGAGUCUGCCGUACGGACUCUUCAAAGUGACCCACGUCAAAACCAACACCUCAAUUAACUGCUUCGUAAUGCAAAAUAUCGAUUAUUUUAAUGACGUAAAGGUCAGUUUCGAUCUUAAAGGAGUUUUUCUAAAGAGAUUCAUUAGCAUCCAAAAUACCAGUAGUAAUGGUGUCGCUACUAACAAUAAUGGUGUUAUUAAUGGUUAUGGAGUGGGGAAUAUAGAAGUCUUGCUGGACCAGAAUUUUAAAAUAUAUACGAAAGGAUGCCCAAUACAGUUGAAUGAAGAGUCGAUAAAUAUAAUAAAUAACAUAUUAAAGAACGAUUUGGAGUUUCUUUCGUCAAUUAACAUUGUAGACUACUCGCUUCUUCUGAGAAUAUUGCCGACGCUUUCAAUAAUUACCAUCGGGUUGAUAGAUUUCUUAAGGCCCUAUACAUGGGAUAAACAGAUAGAAACAGUAGGGAAGAGAUUAGCGAAUAUAGGCCAAGCUCCUACAAUAGUAUCACCCAACGAGUAUAAAACAAGAUUCUUCAAUUUUAUACAAAAAACAUUUAUACACUUCCCUAAACUAAAAUAUAAUAAUGCCAAUGUUAACACCAUUGGUGAUGUGAUUUAUAAUGAUACGAACGCAGUCAAGGAUAAUACCCAUAAUUUAGUGAAAGGUUUAUUGUUGGAGUAUGAACAUAGAAUUAUAAAGUAUAAAAGUUGUAAAGUGUGUAGAAUAAUGAAAUGCUUGUACGAUAAUCCUUAUUAUUCCUGCCUCAAGUUCUAUAUGGCAAUGUUAUCACCAAACGUAUUACAGUAUUUGCACUCGGUAUAUAGUUCGAAGGGAACCAAAAUUUAUGAAAUCGAAAACAAAAAUGAAGAUGGAGAAGAUAAUUUAAAGUCCGGAGUGGAAGAACUAGUGAAAUUGAUACAAAAUAUACACCAAACACCAACUAUUAAUUGGACAAUAAUUUAA